Molecule: messenger RNA, 1864 nt
Organism: Camellia sinensis
Lineage: Eukaryota; Viridiplantae; Streptophyta; Magnoliopsida; Ericales; Theaceae
Source: RefSeq, a predicted model, not a curated record
CAUAAGGUAAAAUAAAUUAACUUCCAGAGCAAUAAUAUUGAUUGCCACGUUACCAUAAGGUUUCAACACUUUAUGUCACAAGAUUAUAAUUACAAGCCACGUGUAGUCAUCAGAAUCACCCCUCGCCUAUGUGGAAGACCAUGUGCCCACAGUCAGUAACUUUGUGUGGGCCAAGCAAUGGACUGAAACAGACUUAAGCGGCAAAGCGACCGUCACUGCCACUCUAUUGGACAAAAUCAGAUCCAACGGCUCAAAUUUAAUCCCAAAUCACCAACUCCAGUUCCCUUGCAUAUAUAUAUAUAUACCGUACCAUCGUUUCUUUCUAUUCCAAUCAACCCCUCUCUCUCUCUCUCUCUCUCACCUGAAACUCGCCGGAAAAAGUUAUGUUCCGAUCAAAAUCGAACACACUCUCCCCCCCCCUCUCUCUCAGUAUGGCAAUUCUGUCUCAAAGCUCGAGUAAUUGGAUGUUAUCGCUCAAAGUUGUGUUGAUAACAACGAGUGUUCUGUUCAUGGCUAUGGUGUUGAAGCUCUCUGUUCCUAUCGUAAUGGAGUUUGCGAUCUCUGAAAUUCCUUCCAUUUGGAGCUUUGUGAUGUCGUGGCUCAGGCCUCCAUAUCUCUACGUCGUCAUCAACUGUAUCAUAAUCACCAUAGUCGCGUCUUCCAAGCUUCAGCAGAAGGUCAUCGACAAGCCGCCGCCGGCGGUGGCGGCGGAGACGAAGGUUAAUCCGGUGCCGAUUAAGGUCCGGGCGGAUUAUGCUGUUGCGUAUGGCGGUGUCGACGUGAAGAAUGCUUCGGUGGAGGUGAGGCCGGAGUUUGAAUACGGUUACGAUGCUAAUGUGGUGAAAGGUUCGGAGUUUGAUGUGUACGAGCUCGAAGAUGAUCGGUUACCGGAGAUAGAGACGAAGACGGCGACGACGACAUUAGCUAUACGUGCGGCGCAGGAGAUGAGCGGCGAGGAGCUAGCGUUAUCGAGAUCGUUGUGGACUCCGCAGCUGAAUUCUAGGGAGUAUGCGCUUUCAUCCUCUGAGAAACCGACGGUUUCUGUGAGGAUUGGUCACCGGAAAGCUGUGAAAUCCAGUCCUGAAGGUGGGAGGACAUUGAGAGUAGCGAAGCCAAAGCGGCAGGAGACGCUAGAAAGCACGUGGAAGACGAUAACAGAAGGCCGUUCGAUGCCGCUGACGAGGCACCUUAGAAAGUCCGACACGUGGGAGACACAUGGACGUGUGGCCCACCUACAAGAAGACCAUAUAUUGAUAAUUAUCUGUAGAUGUAGUGAUGUGGAUUCACACUUUGGAAUUUGUCUGAACAAUAAUUUUCUGAUAUGUCAUUGCAAUGGCUGGUUGUGUUCAGGUGGGAGGACAUUGAGAGUAGCGAAGCCAAAGCGGCAGGAGACGCUAGAAAGCACGUGGAAGACGAUAACAGAAGGCCGUUCGAUGCCGCUGACGAGGCACCUUAGAAAGUCCGACACGUGGGAGACACAUGGACGUGUGGCCCACCUACAAGAAGACCAUGACCAAAGAAUGACCAAAUCAGAGACCUUCAACCACACCACGACGGCCAACUCCUCCCCUAAACAGUCGUCGCCGGGACCGAUGAGGCUGAGGAGGGAACCCUCCGGCUCGGGGAAGCUGAGGAAAGAACCGUCGCUGAGUCAGGAUGAUUUGAACCGGCGAGUCGAGGCUUUCAUAAACAAGUUCAAUGAGGAAAUGAGGUUGCAGAGACAGGAGUCUCUGAAUAAAUACAUGGAGAUGAUCAAUCGUGGGGUUCAUUAGAAAUUCUGAUUAGUUUCAUGACUCGAAAAAGUUUUGAAUAUUGUAUUGAUUGUUUAGAUUUUGAAAUGUAUAAAAGGGCUGUGUUAGUUCUG